Messenger RNA from Leopardus geoffroyi (Geoffroy's cat), 7535 nucleotides. RefSeq names its product ZFP62 zinc finger protein (gene ZFP62). The coding region runs from base 3420 to 6446 and encodes 1008 amino acids. NCBI's taxonomy places the organism in Eukaryota, Metazoa, Chordata, Mammalia, Carnivora, Felidae. Gene Ontology annotation, biological process: regulation of transcription by RNA polymerase II. Gene Ontology annotation, molecular function: RNA polymerase II cis-regulatory region sequence-specific DNA binding; DNA-binding transcription factor activity, RNA polymerase II-specific. The transcript has 2 exons. The record is from RefSeq and is a predicted model, not a curated record.
GUUAUGGUAGAAAAGAAUACAAAACAAAACCUUCUCCACUCCAAUAUGAUCAAAGAAAUCUCCUGUGUAUGGGUGUGUAGUGUGGUCUUGUUUUGUUUUGUUUUUCCUAAUACUUUUAUGGAGGUGGGGAAGCAGCAGUAUUUUUUCUAUUACUUUUAUGGAUUGUUAGUGAGAGCACAUUUUACAUCUUGGAUACAUCUGGCAUUUACUCUGGUAUAAAGACUUGUGUUUUAAAUCCAACCUUACUUUUCCUUAAUGCUUCAUAGUUGUCCUUAUACCAUCUUUUUCCCACUGAUUUGAAAUGCUACCUUUAUCAGAUACUAAACACUUAUUUAGGUUUAUUUUUAGGCUUUGUGUCCUAGACUUACACCAGUUUGUUAAUAUGCCGUAAUAGUACCCCACCGCCCCCCUCCCCGUGGUCACUUGUAUUUUUUUUCCUAGGCAUUUCCUAACUAGAAACAAUCAAUCUUCACUUUUCCACAUGAACUUUAAAAUCAAUUGUGUGUUGCUUAAGAAGAUUUUGUUGCUAUUGUUUACUGGAAUCAUAGUUAAAUAUUGAUCUAGACAGAACUGACAUCAUUCUGAUACCGAAUCUUUCCACUCAUGCAAAUAGUGCAUCCAAGAAUCUUUCCAUAAGUUUAGUUCAUCUUUUGCUUUUUUUCAUUUUCCAGCUGCAGUAGGAAAUAAUGAUAGUGAUGGGUUACAUCCUUGUCUGAUUCUUUAUUCUUCUUGCCAACUAUUCCAAGACUUACAUACAACACCCAGUGCUCAUUACAACUGUCCUCCUUUACCCCACCCCCCCAUCCACCUCCCCCAUCAACUCUCAGUUUGUUCUCUGUAGUUAAGAGCCUCUUGUUGUUUCCCUCUCAAAAAGCUUUUGAACACUAUUUUUAGAGCACUGAAUCAUAUUUUUUAAAGAGACUCAGUUGGAAAGAACCUCUUUCCAACAGAAAGAUUGGUUAACAACAGAAGAGUUAAGAUCAUAGUUCAGUGGAAUAUCACAAAGAGUUGUUACAUGGAAAAUUGUAUGGUAUAAUAUUUGUAAAAACACUAUAUAAAAAUUGCAUCUAUAGUGCUAUUACAACCAUCUGAAAAAGAUCUGCAAAUUGGCAAUAGAAAAGGAAGUUAGACAUUAAUAGUGGUUGUCACUAGGUAGCAGGAUUAAAAGUAGUUAGUUUUCCUAAUUUUUCUUUCUUUUCCAAAUUAUAGUGAGCUCGGUACAUAUGUUAAAAUGGGAGGGGAACUUUUAUUUUAAUAAUUUGUGACCCAAUUCAAUGACUAAAAAUGGAGUUGGAAGUAAGCCCCUGUGGGCAUAGCUUAACAUUAAUCUGUACUUGAACUACUUCAAAGGAGACAGAUGAGCUGGAAAGCAAGAGCAACCUCAGGAGGUCAUAGCUGUACCUAUUGGGUUCUUAGAGCCGUGUUGUCAAAUAGAAUGUAAUGUGAGUCUUGUGACUUCCAAUUUUUUGGUAUACACAUUUAAAAUAAAAAGAAACAGGUGGAAUUCAUUUUAAUUAUAUAUUUAUUUUACUUAACCCAAAUAAAACCAAAAUAUUAUUUCAGCAUCUAAUUAACAUUAAAAAUAUCAUUUUGCAUUCUCUUUUUCUACUAAAUCUUAGAUAUCAGAUGUGGAUUUUAUAUUUACAGCACAUCUUAAUUUAGAUUAGCCACAUUUCAUGUGCUUAAUAGUCAUAUAUAAAUGAUGGCUUCCAUAUUGAUCAGUGCAGAUCUACACACUCUGCUCUGAUUUGUAGAUAUCCAUAAAACACAGGUACUGGAAAAGGGUAGUGUGUGUGUGUAGACACAGGCCAAACAAAAGGUGUCUAAAGUGUGACAAAGCUCAUGGAGGAAAAACCAUUAGUUAAAGUAAAAAUCACCUUAAGAUGAUUUAUGUGGCUUCCCAAUGAUCCCCUCCACCCCCCACCUCCACCCCCCACUACCUUUCAUUGAGCAAAACCUCCCAACCUGGACAUAAACAUUAGGCACCUUGCUGCCUAAAGAGAAAAAUCCAGUGUUCCCUGCCAUGGGUGGCAGGCUAACUAACACCAAUAACCUUUAAUCUGGUUAUGUGAAUUCUUCUGGCGGCACUGCCUGCAGCAACUUCUACAGCAAUGCUGUCCAAUACAGAGGACAUUAGCUACGUGUGGCUAUUGAAAUUAAAUGUGAUUAAAAAUUCAGAUCUUCAACGGCACUAGUCACAUUUCAAAUGCUCUGUAUGUUGGCGAGGCUAUACCGGUUGGGGUAGAUGUAGGGGAAUCAACUCUCAAUUCUUAACUCCAGCAAGUGCUUUUCCCUAAACCUGUGCUGCGCUCAGAAGGGCCUGGGGCCCUGCUCCUUCCUAUGGUCUCCCUUCUUCUCUAACAGAACACACCUCACACUGGCCCAGACUCACUCUGAGUUGCGCCUUCUUGCAUGGAGCCGAAGCAGAUCAAGAACCCAUCGCUACAAGGAAGCACCUUCUAUUCCCUCCAUUUACCUUGCACCUACAUCUAUAAAGAAUAAAAACUGGACACAGAAUUGAUGCUGAAUACCGGCUCACUACAGCGAUAAGUGAAAUUCAUCCAAGUACUUUGCAUAACUUGAACUGUUUUCAAAAAUCGAUCUUAUUAAAAGUUUGCUUCCAAAACAUUUUAUCUUUAGUCUAAGAACUGAUCAUUGAAAUUUAGCAAUACAUAUAAUUUUGCUGAUAAUCCAGAAAACAAUUAACACUUGAGUGAGAAAAAUACGUAAACUUCUGAUUCCGUUACGAAGAUGGAUGCUAGAGAAAACAAUACAAUUUAAAGCAUUUAACUUUUUUACAUUAGGCUAACAGUGAGAAUGAAAAUAUUUCAGGUGAGAAUAAAAAUCUCAUGAGGGACAUAAAAUAUAGGUUCAAGGAAAAAUCUGAAAUGAUGUAAAUUUUCCGUUAAAAGCGAAUGAUAUUAAAUUGUGGAUUCAGAGUGCAUUGUAUUCGUCUAAAAUAAGAGGUUUUGUUUUUUUUAAAUGUCAGCACAGUGUGCCAAAAAUUUUUCUUUGCAAUUACGUAAACCUAAGAUGAAAAAUAUGCAGAUGUUACUUAAAAAAAAAAAAAAAAAAGGAUCUCUUUCAAAAGUCCUUCCAGGCCGGGGUUCCAGCCCGGUCCUGGGGCGCUUCCGCCGCGCCCAGCGUUCCCACAGCCCAGGCGCUUCGCAGGACGCUCUUCCGGGCCGCCGCGUCUGCCCCCGGCCUACCUCUCGGAGGGGACGGACGGAGCCCACCGACUCGACGCUCAGCUCCGCCUCCUCCCGGGGGCGGCCCCGCGCCUCACUCUGUAAAGUGUUCCGUGUUCAGGUAGAGUCGUUAGGUGUUUAUUCUACCUAGCCCCUCAUUUGCCUUACUGUCAUCCCCACCCUGGAAUAUGAAGUCCACAAAACCUGGAAGCGUCUCCUCCUGUCUCCCGGAUGCGGCCCCAAACGGACUACAAAGCAGUACAGAAACUAGCUUCGCCCCGCGCCCACGCCCACGCCCUCCGAACGCACCACGGGUCACGUGCCCGAACGGAGAAAUAUCAUCGAGUCCGUCCUCCAGCCUCCCAGAGAGGACUCGGAAGUGCCCUAGAGCCAGCGCGGGCCCUUCCGGCCGGGCCGUCCGCGCUUUUGUCCCGCCGGCGGCCGGGCUCCCGCGGAGCCGCCACACAGCUAGUACUGUCACAUUUGAAGACGAGGGGCACUGAGAAUGAGGAAUCAACUGAAAAGUAUGAAAAUGAUGGAAAUGCAGAAUCUGUGUGGCCAAAAGUGGAAGGUUUUCACAAGGAUCAUAUACAGGAAUCUAAGGUUGGUGAAACUUGUGAUUGGGAUAGCAAGGUAGAAAGUCAAUUGGACAAUCCGGAGGGAAAAAGGAGGAUGGAAGACAAAAGUGGCACCAGGGAAAAGAUUGGCAAAGCCAAGAACACAGCAAAUAUAAAGAUGGAACAGGAAGAUGAGGCAUCUGAGAAAAGCUUGUAUCCAAGCUCAAAACAUAUUACACACCAGACUGUCCCUAUAGAACAGAUAAGCAGUGAACAAGACAAAUGUGUGGAGAACCUUAAUGGAAACUCUCAUCCUGGUCUCCAGCAGAAAACCAGUGCUGCUAAGAAAUCACACAGAUGUGAGGAGUGUGGGAAAUCGUUCAAAUACAAUUCGCGCCUUGUUCAACAUAAAAUUAUGCAUACUGGGGAAAAACGCUAUGAGUGUGAUGACUGUGGAGGGGCUUUCCGGAGUAGCUCAAGCCUUCGAGUCCACAAACGGAUCCAUACUGGGGAGAAACCGUACAAGUGUGAGGAGUGUGGGAAAGCCUACAUGUCAUACUCCAGCCUUAUAAACCAUAAAAGCACCCACUCUGGGGAGAAGAACUGUAAAUGUGAUGAGUGUGGGAAAUCCUUCAAUUACAGCUCUGUGUUGGACCAGCAUAAGAGGAUCCACACAGGGGAGAAGCCCUACGAAUGUGGUGAGUGUGGGAAGGCUUUCAGGAACAGCUCUGGUCUCAGAGUCCACAAAAGGAUCCACACAGGGGAGAAGCCCUACGAAUGUGACAUCUGUGGGAAAACUUUCAGUAAUAGCUCCGGCCUUAGGGUCCACAAAAGGAUACACACAGGCGAGAAACCUUAUGAAUGCGAUGAGUGUGGGAAGGCCUUCAUUACUUGCAGAACACUUCUAAACCAUAAAAGCAUCCACUUUGGAGAUAAACCUUAUAAAUGUGAUGAGUGUGAGAAAUCAUUUAAUUAUAGCUCUCUCCUCAUUCAGCAUAAAGUCAUCCACACUGGAGAGAAACCUUAUGAAUGUGAUGAAUGCGGGAAGGCCUUCAGGAACAGCUCAGGCCUUAUAGUGCACAAAAGGAUCCACACGGGAGAGAAACCUUACAAGUGUGAGGUCUGUGGCAAAGCGUUCAGCUAUAGCUCAGGCCUCGCAGUUCAUAAAAGCAUUCACCCUGGGAAGAAAGCUCAUGAAUGUAAGGAUUGUGGAAAAUCCUUCAGCUAUAACUCACUUCUCCUUCAGCAUAAAACCAUUCACACUGGAGAGAGACCUUAUGUUUGUGACUUGUGUGGGAAAACAUUUAGGAACAAUUCAGGCCUCAAAGUCCAUAGGAGGCUCCAUACUGGGGAAAAACCAUAUAAGUGUGAUGUUUGUGGGAAAGCCUAUAUCUCACGCUCUAGCCUUAAAAACCACAAAGGAAUCCAUCUUGGGGAGAAGCCCUAUAAAUGUAGUUAUUGUGAGAAGUCUUUCAAUUACAGCUCUGCCCUUGAACAACAUAAAAGGAUUCAUACAAGGGAAAAACCUUUUGGAUGUGAUGAGUGUGGAAAAGCCUUCAGAAAUAAUUCAGGCCUUAAAGUACAUAAACGGAUCCACACUGGGGAGAGACCUUACAAAUGUGAAGAAUGUGGGAAAGCCUACAUCUCACUCUCAAGCCUUAUAAAUCAUAAAAGUGUACACCCUGGGGAAAAGCCCUAUAAGUGUGAUGAGUGUGAAAAAGCUUUCAUCACAUACCGAACCCUUAUAAACCACAAAAAAAUCCAUCUUGGGGAGAAGCCCUACAAAUGUGAUGUAUGUGAGAAAUCUUUUAAUUACACUUCACUCCUUUCUCAACACAAAAGGGUCCACACUAGAGAGAAACCUUAUGAAUGUGACAGGUGUGAGAAGGUCUUCAGAAACAACUCAAGCCUUAAAGUGCAUAAAAGAAUCCACACGGGGGAGAAGCCCUAUGAAUGUGAUGUGUGUGGAAAAGCCUACAUCUCACACUCAAGCCUUAUUAACCAUAAAAGUACCCACCCUGGCAAGACUCCCUACACAUGUGAUGAAUGUGGAAAAGCUUUUUUCUCAAGCAGAACUCUAUUAAGCCAUAAAAGAGUCCAUCUUGGGGAGAAACCCUUCAAAUGUGUUGACUGUGGGAAGUCUUUCAAUUACAGUUCACUCCUUUCUCAACACAAGAGGAUUCACACAGGGGAAAAACCUUAUAUAUGCGAUAGGUGUGGAAAGGCAUUCAGGAACAGCUCAGGCCUGACAGUGCAUAAAAGGAUUCAUACGGGUGAGAAACCCUAUGAAUGUGAUGAGUGUGGGAAGGCAUACAUCUCACACUCAAGUCUUAUUAACCAUAAAAGUGUCCACCGUGGGCAGCAGCCCUAUAAUUGUGAGUGUGGGAAAUCCUUCAAUUACAGAUCAGUUCUUGACCAACACAAAAGGAUCCACACUGGAAAGAAGCCAUACCGAUGUAAUGAGUGUGGGAAGGCUUUUAAUAUCAGAUCAAAUCUCACCAAGCAUAAAAGAACCCAUACUGGAGAGGAAUCUUUAAAUGUGAUAAAUGUGGGAAGUCACAGUGACACAUUACAGAAGAGAACUCAUGAGGGAGGGAAUGCUCUGGAAGGGACCAAGAUGAGCAUAUCUGUAGGAGGCAGAGCUUACCAAGUCUCAACUCAAAUGGAAGAAAAACCUUAUGAAUGUAUGAAUAUCAUAUAACUAUGAGGUAUUUGUUCAUGGCUUAUAAUUUCCAUAGUAUAAAUGAAACUGAGUACUCUUCAGUAUGAUCUUCAGUCAUAGCCAGCAAGGAAGCCUGCAGUGUCAAGGUAGUUGAGCCUUUAUGGAACACAAAAUAGUUGAUACUGGGGAUAAAACCUAUCAAAGUGACAGAGUAUUUGAAAAACCUUCAAAGUAAGCAGACAUUUCUGGACAUAAAGCACAUGGAUAAGGAAAGGACUUCACUUAGAAGUCAUAUAGUCACCAUCAGAAAGUUCAUAUUUGGUUAAAUUGUGUGAAUAGAAAUGGGGGAAAUUCAGCUAUAGCUUUGAAUCCCAAUUAUACAUUGGUCAGUGGAAAAAAUACAAGAAUGGCCUCCAACAGGCAAAUUCAGGGAGAGAUAGGCUUCAGGGAAUAUAUAUUUAGGAGGAGUGAUCGUGAAGUAUAAGCUUGAUAUAACUGAAUAAUUUGUGAGGGGUGAUGACAUUUUGAAACAAAAUUGGGUUUUGUUGUAGGAAGAGUUGAAAAUGUAGACGUGAAUCUAACAGGAAAUAGAGUCAUUAAAAAUGCAAGCUGAUUGGAUUAUACUGUUGUAAUGUUGUGAUACAUCAGUUGAAUGGACAAAACUUUUUAAAAAUUUCAAAUGAGCCCCCUCAAUGAAUGAUGAAGUGUGAGGAGUGAAAACCUCACACAUUGUGCUACAAAUGAAAGGUUUUACCAUAGAGAGAAAUUCAGCACAUUACAUAACUAUUGGAACAGGUCUUCAUGAAUUUGCACCUGCACAAAAAUCAUUGACUCAGGGAUUCCUAUGAGUAGGAAUGCUGAGAAGGUCAUUGUAUUGCAAGAGCUAAAAAGCUGAGUAGCUGUUGAUAAUAGAGGGAUCAGAGGAAAUUCAUGCUUAAUAAUCCUGUUAAAUGUUUGAUUGUUUUGGAAUGUGUUAUUGUAAAGAUUUCAUGCACUACAUGUGUGUCUUGUCUGUUGUAAAAUGUUAUGAAUACUAUGUUCAGGGCUCACUCUUUCUUGGCCAUGAAGAGCCAGAUGGUUGUGGUGAGGUAAGAUGGAACUCCAAUAAAGAAAUUCCUCAAAAGUAAA